GGAUGGGGGGACAGGGUGGGCUAGAGUGAAGCAACAGCAGGAACUGCUCCUGGUGUAAACCAUGAAACAAGGUCCCUCCAGAUCAGAAUGUUUUCUUUGGGCUCUUAAAGCUGGCUGGAUUGUAGUGGAGCAAUCAAACUGGUAUCUUGACAACGCUGGAGAAAGGAACUGCAGAGGUGGGCACACUUUGCUUUUGGGGCAAAGAGGAUAGAGAUCUCCGAGGGAGUAAGGCCAGCCUAGCUAGUGAAGGAAAAGCUGGUUGGGUUUUGUGCCAUCUCUGAGGAAGGGGCACCCAAGCUUGUAGCUCCCUCUGCCCUCUUUGUGUGGCUUCUGAGGCCAGAGCGUGCCUGUGUGGGAAGGGGCACGCCGGGAGCAAGCACGGCCAGGUAGGCAAGCAAAGUCCUCUCCUAGCGGAAAAACAAGCUCGAUACGUGGCCGCAGGUGACUCUGCCCUCCCAGCAUCAUUGCGAGAACGGAGGGGCUCAUUAGCAGCAGCCGAAAGAGGUCCUCACCGUCCUAGUCCUCACUGAGUACGUAGCUAGAGGGAUAAGAAAGGCGGUGGAACAAUAAAAUCAGCGCGCAUGGGCGUGGACGGAACAAUAAUAGCGUCGCACAUGGAAGUGGACCGAAGCUGGCUUCUCCUUGUUGUCACGGUAGCCGGCCACUUCCGGGCUGUUCCGGCAGCAACCGCGCCCGCUGCGGCUGGUUCCGAGGAGGGCGACCGUCGCUUGCCCCGCCGCUGCCAUGGCCUCCCCCGGUCACCGCGACGCUCCGGAGCUGCCCGACUUCGGCCUCCUGAAGCGCCUCGCUCGGGACCAGCUGGUCUACUUGCUGGAGCAGCUCCCAGGCAAGAAGGACCUGUUCAUCGAGGCCGACCUGAUGAGCCCCCUGGACCGAAUCGCCAACGUCUCCAUCCUCAAGCAACAUGAAGUGGACAAGCUUUACAAGGUGGAGAACAAGCCAGCCCACAGUACUAGUGAUCAAUUGUGCUUUUUGGUCCGGCCACGGGUCAGGAAUAUGAAGUAUGUGGCAGACAUAGUGAACUCUGAUAAGGCAGCUGGUCGGACCCGCAAGUACAACAUUAUCUUCAGUCCUCAGAAGUUCUACACAUGUGAGAUGGUGUUGGAAGAAGAGGGGAUCUAUGGGGAUGUGACCUGGGAUGAAUGGUCCUUCUACCUACUGCCUUUGGAUGAUGACAUCAUCAGCAUGGAACUGCCAGAAUUCUUCCGUGACUAUUUCCUGGAAGGGGAUCAACGCUGGAUCAGCACCAUGGCCCAGGCUUUGCAGCUGCUGAACUCCCUCUUUGGCCCAUUUACCAGGACCUAUGGAAUUGGCCGGUGUGCCAAGAUGGUCCAUGAGCUCUGGCGUGAAGUGGUGGAAGAGAGCGAGGUUGACAGUGUGGGCCGGAAGCCAGAGAUUGGCCACAUUUUCCUCAUGGACAGAGACGUAGAUUACAUCACGGCCCUUUGCUCUCAGGUGGUGUACGAAGGCUUGGUGGAUGACACAUUCCGCAUCAAGUGUGGAAGCGUGGACUUUGGCCCCGAUGUCACUUCCUCUGACCGGAGCAUCAAAGUCCUGCUGAAUGCCCAGGACAAGGUGUUCAACCAGAUCCGCAACGAGCACUUCUCCAGCGUCUUUGGUUUCCUGAGUCAGAAGGCACGGAACCUGCAGGCACAGUAUGAUCGACGGCGUGGAAUGGACAUCAAGCAGAUGAAGAACUUUGUCUCCCAAGAGCUAAAGGGCUUGAAGCAAGAGCAUCACCUGCUGAGCCUCCAUAUUGGCGCCUGUGAGUCCAUCAUGAAGAAAAAAAUAAAACAAGAUUUCCAGGAGCUAUUGAAGACCGAGCAUGCCCUCCUGGAAGGCUUUGAUAUCCGGGAGAGCGUUAGCUUCAUCGAAGAGCACAUUGGCCGGCAGGUCUCCCCCAUCGAGAGUCUGCGUAUGCUGUGCCUGUUGUCGAUCACAGAGAAUGGGCUUGCCCCCAAGGAUUAUCGCUCCCUGAAAACCCAGUACCUACAGAGCUACGGACCAGAGCACCUGCUGACCUUCCACAACCUGAAGCAUCUGGGCCUCCUGGUGGAGCAGGUGCCUGGGGAGACCCUGACAGCCGUUGAGAAUAAAGUCAGCAAGCUGGUGACUGACAGAGCUGCAGGGAAGCUCUCGGAUGCCUUCAGUUCACUGGCCAGGAAGAGCCACUUCCGAGGCAUCAGCAAGAAGCUGGGACUGAUCCCCCGUGUGGAUGGGGAAUACGACCUGAAAGUGCCCCGGGACAUGGCCUACAUCUUCAGUGGCGCCUACAUCCCCCUCAGCUGCAAGAUAAUAGAGCAGGUGCUGGAGCGCAAGAACUGGCUGGGCCUGGAAGAGGUGGUGCGGCUGCUUGGGGGGAAUGAAUUUGCUGUUGCAGAUGCUGCUCUAGAGGAGAAUCCUGCUUGGGACUCGCAGCGCAUCAUUCUGGUGGUCUUCUUAGGCGGCUGCACCUUCUCUGAAAUCUCCGCUCUUCGCUUUCUUGGCAGAGAAAGAGGAAUCAGGUUCCUAUUCCUGACAACAGCCAUCACUAACAGCUCACGGCUGCUGGAAUCCAUGGUAGAGACGAGGACAUGAGAGCCUGAGCAAGGCACAUGUGAUGUGGAUGGUGGUCUGCAUUUGCGGCAAGGCUACCUGGAAAGUUUCCCUCCCAGUGCUUUCUGAAGGCUGGCAGCUGGGAGAGCCACUUCACCACCCAGCAAAAAACUGGCCUUGGAUAUCUGCUUCCCUCCUUCCUCAGACCAGCCAGGACAGGCUGCAGGCCCCUCUAGCAGGAGCCUGGCUGUCCGCUUAUCUGAACUUUGUGCUGCCUCCUGUCCAAGGACAGGGCCUCACUCCGUCAUGGCGCUUGGCUGUGGCCUUCCCCUGCCCCCUUCCUGCUGCAAUAUUGGGGGCAUGUGGGUGUUCGAGUCACCUGCAAGUUUGACCCCUGUCAUUAGUGUGAGCCGCGUAAUAAAGGUGUGUCUGGCUGCCAGUCCACGUACUGGACUUUUCUUCACACACACACACACACCCCGUUAACAUGGGGGGAAAGCAGGGGUGAGAGGGCAGGAACGGAACUGGGAACAGGAGGGUGGCUGCUGCUUCUGUUGCUGUCUUUUUUGUAUACCAUCGUUCAAAAUUGCCAGAGUGGUUUACAUAAAAAGAAAAACAAAGAAAGAAUAAAGUUGACCUCUUCAACCAUAAAGCAUAAGGGCUCAAA
Rhineura floridana is the source of this 3223-nucleotide messenger RNA. RefSeq names its product VPS33B late endosome and lysosome associated (gene VPS33B). Gene Ontology annotation, biological process: vesicle-mediated transport; intracellular protein transport. The record is from RefSeq and is a predicted model, not a curated record. The transcript is spliced from 23 exons. Bases 745 to 2598 code for a protein of 617 amino acids. NCBI's taxonomy places the organism in Eukaryota, Metazoa, Chordata, Lepidosauria, Squamata, Rhineuridae. Gene Ontology annotation, cellular component: lysosome; CORVET complex.